Trifolium pratense (red clover) is the source of this 405-nucleotide messenger RNA. RefSeq lists its product as uncharacterized. The record is from RefSeq and is a predicted model, not a curated record. Bases 1 to 405 code for a protein of 134 amino acids. The transcript has a single exon. Lineage: Eukaryota; Viridiplantae; Streptophyta; Magnoliopsida; Fabales; Fabaceae.
AUGGAUUGUUUGGUGAUGCCAGUUUCAUUAAUUCGUCGAAGAUCCACCACAGGUUCAAGGUUUGGUUAUAAGCAACUAACCAAUGAUGGGUUGUUGGAUCAUCAAGAUUCCGACAACCGCGUCACGGUGGUCGUCGGAAAAAACAAGAAAGUGUUCCUUGUAGACCCUAAUAUAUUACAAGAAAAUCCAUUUCAGGUUUUGAUGAAUAUCUCUAUGAAGAAGGAUCCAACAAAGACAGAGAAAGAUAAUUUCCAUUUCACAUCAACUCAUGAUCAUGAUCAUGAGAGAGUUAUCUUUGUGGAUGUUGAUGAUAUUUUGUUUGAGCACAUGUUAUGGCUUAUGAACAAUGAUACAUCUUCUUUGUUUCAGCUUAAUUUGAAGGAUAUUGUUGAUUUCUAUAUGUAA